ACAGCCAAUGAGAUGUGGGCAAAACGUGGGCACGUGGAUUAGCGCACAUGUUGACGCUCGUAAACUGUAGAGAGAAAGAGCCAGCAGCCGCACACAGCACACAACAGCCGCCCAGGCUGCGCGCUCCGAUGCUGCCCCAGACACGGAGGCUCUGCUCACGGAAUAGUCGCUUUUAAAACGUGAUUACGGACGUUUUCUGGAAGAGCCACAGAUUUAGAGUAAUGCAGACCCAGGGCAGCACAUCCUCCCAGCCCUCCUUUGACUCCUUCAGCUCUACUGACAGCCUCCUGUUCAGUGACUCGGAGCAUGCGGAGGACGAUUCGGACGUCUUCCUCACUGACACCUCCUCCUCAGUCAUCAUCAGCGGGACGGCUGGAGCGAUGCCCGAUGGAGACAGGGCAGUGGGGAGCCCCGUGUCUCAGUGGACUUGUGAUGACUUCAUGGAUAAAGAGGAAGAGGAGGAGGGGUACAGGUCAGAAAGCACCAGCAAAACGUCUAAAAUCAGUUUGGAGGGAGAAAGUGAACCAACAGGAAAGAACCCAAAGACUCAGGGAGAUUUGAUGUUUGCGCAGAAGUGUGCGGAGCUGCAGGGAUUCGUCAGGCCUCUGCUGGAGUUGCUGAAUGGACUGAAGAAGGGCAGAUUCGACCGUGGUCUGAGCAGUUUUCAGCAGAGCGUUGCCAUGGAUCGAAUACAGAGGAUUGUGGGAGUUUUGCAGAGACCAAACUGUGGAGAGAAGUACCUCAACACAUUGCUCCAGGUGGAAGUUAUGCUCAAACUUUGGUUUCCUCAGAUAGCGACAUUUCCGGUCUCAGCAGCCUCUAGUGUAGCCAACUCCCCUGCCCUCUCCCUCCAGGACACCGCUGGAUUCACACCUUCACACAGACACAAGGAUCAGUCACAUAUUCCUGUGAAGAAGCGCAGACUGAGCUGGACAGGAACAGACUCUCCCACACCCUCCCCUGUGCUCCUCAAGUCCCCCCGCACCGAAGAAGACAAAAGUAUUCAGCACAGAGAAAACCACUCUCCACCCGCAGCAUCGGAAACAAACCAAAACUCUACAGACUCUGCAGCUGAAAACACAGAGGAGCAAAGCAAACCAUCCAACUACAAGGGCCACAGCUUGGAGCCCAGCCUGACCUGGGUUCACAUCGCACCAAUACUGUCCCCCCGCAAGUCCACCUCCCCCAAAGCAGCGCAAAGCAACAACCAAUCAUUCGCUCCACCCAGCUCAUCACGCAAAAGAAAUAGCCCCGCGACACAAGAUAGCUCAGUCUCUUCCACAACAACCAGGAAGAACCAAAAGAGCACAACCAAGACUGCUUGGUGCCAAAGCCAGCCCAGUGCUGCACAAAUGAAUGACAAUGAAAAUGACCCCUCAAGGUCAAUGUCAAGACAUUGUCCCGAGAGUGUCCUGUCUCCUUAGAGAUCUGAGGAGGACCAUUAUCAAUGCCUUCACCAGAAACAAGCUGUGGUUUAAAAUGGAAGAGAUUGAGCCUAAUAAUGAUAAAAGGAGUGAAUAUAGAAAUAAAAUACAGCCUAAUACCAAUAAAACCACUAAAAACAGUAUUUCAAAUUGAAAGAUUGUUUAUAAGUAAUUGGUGUUGGGCAUUUUUACUGUUCCAAAUGCACAAUAUAAAAAGAAACUACUUUGAAAUGACUGAAAGGACAUAUUCCACAAGCGUUCGUGUUGAAACCAUUUUAGUUUUAGUACACGAAAUGACGUAAUGUGAUAAUCAAGAUAUGUCCAGUGAUAAUCAUCCAUACCAAGAAUAUGGAGAGGCAGAGCGUGAUAUGGAUCUACUGACUUGUAGAUAUACCACUAAGAAGAAGCGAAGUAGUGAACAAGUCUGCAAAAAGUAUGUAGCUCGUGACGUGAUCAGAACAGAGCGUUAUAUUUUUCAUGUGUAAAAAAAAAAAAAAAAACACCGAAAAAGACUGUGGAAAAUCGAUGUCGUCACCUCACGAAUGUAAUCCCUCGGCUGGCACAUCAGUGGGAAACCGUGACCAAGGACAGAGAGCUUUGGACCAGCAAGUUGUGUCGCAGAAACCCACUAAAAAGCUUUGAAAAACCAGCGUGAGGUUGAGAAAAACAAGGACCACCCCGAGCUAUACAGACAUUUCCACAGUUAAUUUAUUCAUGUGUUGUUCCGACUCUGCAUUUAUUUAUUCUAUGUAUUUAUUUAUUAGGCAGCUAAAUAUCACUGGCUGUGUGAUCGUAUAUAUAGUCUUGCCGUCAUCCUUUAGGUGAUAAGAUGGUGUCGAAGUUCUUUUUUUGUAAGUAAUAUGAGGUUAAAAAGAAUAGGAAAUCUUGAUGAUUGGACUACUGUGCCUUUACACCAAAUAGGAUGUGUUCAGUGCAUUCAUACUGCAUAUUGAUUGUUAAACUGUUUUUACAAUACCAGAUACAAUCACUUAUGAACGCCUACAUGUAGUCAUUUUUAUCAUUACAAACAACUGUAUUACAAGCGGUAUGCAGCUCUACUUUUUGACAGGCGAUGAAAAACUGCCUCGCAAUUUGUCUAUUUUGUGACUUCACUCUGUUUAGCCUUCCGACAGAGGUGUGCUGGUUGUAGAUUAGGUGGAGGCGGGUGGGGUUACUAAUAUCAGAAGAACAGAAGAAUGAGCUGAACUUAAAACGGCAGUGCUCUGGAAAACUUGAAAAAGCAUAAUAUAAUUUAUAAUUGUAAGGGAGGAUGUCUCUUUGCACCUGCUCUGCUGCUAUUCUUCUAAUUCCACUUCUGAAUUUAGAGAGUCUUUUUAUUUGGUUGGUAAUUUUUUACAGACAUAGCAGGGGUUUACAUAAAUUGCAAAAGUAUUGUAUAUAUUGAUAUUAAAGUAUUUUGAAAUUGUUAUAAGUUGUUCAUACAUAUAUGGGCGGACUCCAUGUUACUUUCUACAUUCGGAGUGUAUGGAGUGUACAAUCUUGCGGUUGACCGUCCCGCCCCGUCCUGUCUUCAGACGUAGCAAAGCGCAGUGCCAGACGCUGAUCCAAAACUAACUGCGGGGGUCUCUUCCACCCCACUAUAAUUUUUUUUUCACGGUGGUUGUAUGACAGGGAAGCCAAUUGCACUUAUUUUUUCAUUGUUUACGUCUUUUAUGUAUGUUUUUCUACUGCAGUGACGACUGAUGGUUGGUCAGUGUCAUUUGUUUUACAGCCUUGUUUUUAACAUUAUAAACCAGACUGUAGUUCCACCCCUCCCCCUCCAGUUCCAGUCUACCCUCACCUUCAGCUUCCUAAAUCCUGUUAGUAUCUGUUCAACUGCCACUCUCAUGCCACAUCUUUACAUAUAUCACUCUUCUGGAUACUUUUUCAAAACUAAUCUUUGAAUAAAACAAACAUUUUGGAAAUGAA
This is a messenger RNA of Periophthalmus magnuspinnatus, 3353 nucleotides long. RefSeq lists its product as uncharacterized. NCBI's taxonomy places the organism in Eukaryota, Metazoa, Chordata, Actinopteri, Gobiiformes, Gobiidae. Gene Ontology annotation, molecular function: RNA polymerase II cis-regulatory region sequence-specific DNA binding. Bases 222 to 1424 code for a protein of 400 amino acids. The record is from RefSeq and is a predicted model, not a curated record. Gene Ontology annotation, biological process: circadian regulation of gene expression; negative regulation of DNA-templated transcription. Gene Ontology annotation, cellular component: nucleus. The transcript has 6 exons.